Molecule: messenger RNA, 1706 nt
Organism: Colossoma macropomum (tambaqui)
Lineage: Eukaryota; Metazoa; Chordata; Actinopteri; Characiformes; Serrasalmidae
Gene: tmprss13b
Product: transmembrane serine protease 13b
Exons: 13
Coding region: 169-1641 (490 amino acids)
Biological process (GO): proteolysis
Cellular component (GO): membrane
Molecular function (GO): protein binding; serine-type endopeptidase activity
Source: RefSeq, a predicted model, not a curated record
CACUGGUUAGGGACGCACAGAUAGAGGCCAGGUGACCAGGGUUAUUAAGGAAGUUUGGGUUGGCUGUAGUGAUAACAGGGACGGGUGACAUUGCAAAGUAACAGAGAGAGACAGAACGGUUAACUUUUGGCAGAUUCAAACUUCAGCUUCUGUUCUUCAGAGUCUCUGAUGGACGACACACAGACCAACGUGCAGUGUGAAGAAAAUCCUCCUCCGUAUUUCUCUGUGGUGAAGCCGAAUGAACCCCCUCCUUCAUAUGUGGACAUCCAGCCACUGCCCAGUGCUUCGGCCAUCAUCCCCUACUACAUCCACCACCCUCUGCCCAAAAUACCUGCACCACAAACACCUCAACCUGUUAUAGCUCCUACAGCCAGAGUUCAACCAGCAGACUCGCCCCAGGCCAGGCUAGUGGUGACACGAAGCAAGAAAGCUCGCUGCUAUGGAGGCUCUGGAGGCUCCCUCCUCAUCUUGGUAGUCAUUGGAAUAGCCAUCUGGUUAGGAGUGCAUUACAGUGCAUCGCUGGUGUCUAAAGGCUCAGAAGCGGACACUUGCCCGUCCUCAGCUGUCGGCUGCGAUGGACACAGAGACUGCACGCGGGGCAGCGACGAAACACAUUGCGUGCGGUUCGGUGCAGGAAACGAACUCCAAGUCAUGACUUCAAACUCCAGCCAGUUUCUUCCUGUCUGCUCUGCGGGCUGGAACCAGAGCCUGGCUGACCAAACCUGUCGGCAGAUCGGAUUCAGAGGGAGUUAUCAGUAUGGAUCCUUGUCCUCAACCUCAUCUUGGUUCCUGUCUGUGAGCGGUCAGUCCGCAGACAACAUACAGGGAAGACUUAAAGUCACUUCGUCGUGUCCAGGUCAGCGGACAGCAUCUCUCCUGUGCACUGACUGUGGGUAUCCACACACCUCCUCCAGGAUCGUAGGGGGUAACGUGGCAGGACUGGGUCAGUGGCCGUGGCAGGCCAGCCUGCACUUCUUGGGAUCUCACACCUGCGGAGGCUCUCUGGUGGCCCAGGACUUCAUACUGACCGCUGCACACUGUUUCCCCAAAGACUCCGCCUCUAGGCAAUUGCCUAGUAACUGGCAAGUGUAUUUGGGUGUGGUGUCUCAGUACCUGCUGCCCCUGCCGUACUCCGUAGAGCAGAUCACACUGCAUGAACUGUACAACUCCCAAACCAACGACUACGACAUCGCCAUCCUCAAACUCAGCCAGCCCGCCAACCUGUCCAGUACAGUCCAGCCUGUGUGUCUUCCUGCAUUUGACCAGACCGUCUCUGCAGAUACACAAUGCUGGACGUCAGGCUUUGGUGCCACGUAUGAAGGAGCAGGCUUUGGCUCCAGUAAGCUGAUGGAGGUGGCAGUGGAUAUAAUCGACUCGUCAGUGUGUAACAGUGCUGAGGUCUAUAACGGGCGGAUCACGCAGAACAUGCUGUGUGCGGGAGAUCUAAACGGGGGGAGUGACUCCUGCCAGGGGGACAGUGGUGGUCCACUGGUGUGUCAAGAGACAGAUGGGCGCUGGUAUCUCACUGGAGUGACCAGCUGGGGUGUGGGAUGUGGCCGAAAGAACAGUCCUGGCGUUUACAGCAACGUACACAGCCUGCUAACAUGGAUACACAGCAAGAUGGAGCAAGAGAGGCCCUGACCACACGGCACUAAACGCACUUUACGACAUGUUCGAGGAAGGCACUGCCCCUGACAGUAACACAG